AUGGUGGUCCAUCCCGAUUGCCCCGGUCUCGAGGCCAGCGUUGUCGUCAACGAUGACGUCCUCAAGGAGUAUGACGACCGGACGCAGGUACCAGCAAAGACAGUCGAACGUUACGUGGAAGCUCAAACUGGAGCCGAGUUCGAAGUGCACUUCCGCUUCAGCCACCCUUUCCCGACCGAUCGCGCCGUGUCCAUGAUAGUCACCGUCGACGGAAAAGACGUAGACGAGCCUCUUGUGCGAUCGCGGGACCUGUGCCGCAAGGUUCAUGCUAGCCAGGGUUCCAUCUCUAAUGUUGGUUCCGAGCACUACGUCCAGAAGUUCCGGUUUGCUGAGUUGGACAUCGAGGAAGGGGAUUUCCAGGCGGUGCCUGAGCAUGUCAAGCAAAGGCUUGAGCCGGUCGGGACGAUCACUCUCAACUUCUACUUCCUCGAGAAUGCGCGCCAGAACACCUGGUUAGAAGUCGAGCGCAAAGAGAUACGGGAGCUUGGAACGGUCAGCGAGAAGGCUGUCGUCAAGGGUGCGGCGCUUUCUCAUGCAGUCAGCCUGGCCGAACCUGAGACAACUCAAAACGUGGAGUACUUUGAUGCCGAGUAUGCGGACAACGGCGAGCCGUUUUCUACGUUUCAUUUUCAUUAUCACUCAAUUGCUGCUCUCAAGGCCCUCUACAUUGUGCCUCGCUCGCCCGAACCACUCGAGCUCAGCGACUGUACCGAGGAUGUCAUCCAGACAUCCACUCGAGGGCAGCUGGAGCAGAUAGUUGCGCGCUUGAGGAGGCAAGAAGAGGUGCGAGACAGGAUGAAGCGGGAGAGGGCCGAAUCUGUCACUGAAGUUGGCGACGACGAGAUAAAUAGAGUGGCUGACGACGACUGCGUGUGCGUUGGCGCUCGUGAGGCGAAGAGGAGGCGGUAUGAGAGGAGACUGCCUAGUGCGGAAGACGAGGUGGUCGAGCUGGAUUGAAGGUCUUUCCUUGGGUGGCUGGGAAGUCAUUGGCCACGCUCGCGGCCGUAAAACAAACAAUAGACAACGCGUACUUGCUUGAGACGGGUGAGCUUGAGGCGUUCCCUUCCUAUUCGACGAUGCAAAAAAUGGUCUUCGGGACUACGUCGUUAGAAUGAGCAUCUACUCG
Trematosphaeria pertusa is the source of this 1126-nucleotide messenger RNA. RefSeq lists its product as uncharacterized. The record is from RefSeq and is a predicted model, not a curated record. The transcript has 4 exons. Lineage: Eukaryota; Fungi; Ascomycota; Dothideomycetes; Pleosporales; Trematosphaeriaceae. Bases 1 to 957 code for a protein of 318 amino acids.